Ipomoea triloba (trilobed morning glory) is the source of this 839-nucleotide messenger RNA. RefSeq names its product zinc finger CCCH domain-containing protein 40-like. Gene Ontology annotation, molecular function: metal ion binding; U6 snRNA binding; pre-mRNA binding. The record is from RefSeq and is a predicted model, not a curated record. Gene Ontology annotation, cellular component: U2-type catalytic step 2 spliceosome; Prp19 complex; U2-type catalytic step 1 spliceosome. Lineage: Eukaryota; Viridiplantae; Streptophyta; Magnoliopsida; Solanales; Convolvulaceae.
ACAACGGGUUCAUGGCUCAUAGGCUAUUGAGAGAUGUUGAAGCUGAGGGAUGGGAGCGAUCUGACUUUCCGAUUAUAUGUGAGUCGUGUCUUGGUGAUAGUCCAUACGUUCGAAUGACUAAAGCUGAUUAUGAUAGCAAGAUUUGCACCCGACCCUUCACUGUUUUUAGGUGGAGGCCAGGUCGAGAUGCCCACAAGAAAACUGAGAUAUGUCAAACCUGCAGCAAGUUGAAGAAUGUUUGCCAAGUUUGUGUUCUGGAUCUUGAAUAUGGAUUGCCAGUUCAGGUCCGAGACACUGCGCUUAGUAUCAAUUCAAAGAGUGAAUACUUUGCUGAGGAGCAUGAGCGCAGGGCAGGAGCCGGGAUAGACGAUUAUGAAUCUUCGUAUGGGAAGGUCCGUCCAAAUGAUACUAUUUUGAAGCUUCAACGAACUACCCCAUACUACAAGAGAAAUGGAGCUCAUGUUUGCAGUUUUUAUGUUCGGGGUCAAUGUACAAGAGGUUUGGAGUGUCCUUAUAGGCAUGAGAUGCCUGAAACAGGGGAGCUGUCACUGCAGAAAAUUAAAGACCGCUACUACGGGGUAAAUGAUCCAGUUGCAUUGAAGUUGCUCAGCAAGCCCGAGUUUGAUGAAGCAAGACAGCAGGCUACUGUGGCUCAUAGUGGUUUGUUGCCAAGGGCUGUGAUAUCACAGCAGCAGAACCAGCCUCUUCCGCUCCCUGGUGGUAGCCAGGACCAACCUCCACCUAUGCCUUACUUCAACAUUCCACCAAUGCCUCCGCCGGACAGGGCGUUGUAUCCUUCUAUGGAUCCUCAAAGAAUGGGAGCUCCAUGCCUUUUCUGA